AUGGCUUUUCGUAAUCUUACACGAAAUUUAUUUCAAUUUGCUAAAAUUACGAAUAUAAAUCAGCGUUUAUAUUCUACAAUUCAACGAAAGUCAUUUCGGAUAUCCGAAAUAGCUCAACGUCAUGUUCCCAUUCGAACAUUUUCAGCAGUACAAACAAAUGAUAAUGCUUAUCGUGAUUUAGAAACAUUUCUUCAAAAAGAAGUUCAGUUAGAAAAAAGCGCACAAAAGCAUCCAACUCAAUUGCCAAUUAUUUCAAAUUUUCAGGUUCAAUCAAGCGGGCCAGAAGUAACAUUAACUCGUGAAAUUGGAACUGGAAAAGUUACUGUGAAAUUCAAUGUCACAAAUACAGUCAAUGCAGCUGAUACUGAACAAGAAACAAAUUUAAAUGCAGCCGGACAAGAACAACCAGCAGAUGAUUCACCAACACAUUUGAAAUCUCGGCCAACAUUUACUGUUGAUUUAAAUCGUGGGGGACAAACAUUAUCAUUUCUUUGUUCGUAUUUACCAAAUGAUUAUCCAGAUUCUCGAGAACAUGCAGCAACACAAGAUAGUGAUCCGAAACAUGGCCAUCAAGAACAUAUCUUUGAAGAUUUUCAAAUAGAUGAAUUUACUAUUCACGAUGGAGAAUGGAAUGAAACUGUUUAUAGUUCUGAUUGUUCUGUUAUUGAUGGAGAUCUUUAUGAUAAAUUACUUAAUUUACUUGAAGAACAUGGCAUCGGCGAAGAAUUUGCCAAUCAACUUGUUGAUUUUUCAACUGCUUAUGAGCAUCGUCAAUACAUUGGUUUACUUGAAAAGUUACAUCAAUUUGUUAAAAAAUAA
This is a messenger RNA of Rotaria socialis, 819 nucleotides long. NCBI's taxonomy places the organism in Eukaryota, Metazoa, Rotifera, Eurotatoria, Philodinida, Philodinidae. The record is from the annotation of a GenBank genome assembly.